Molecule: messenger RNA, 2366 nt
Organism: Lolium rigidum
Lineage: Eukaryota; Viridiplantae; Streptophyta; Magnoliopsida; Poales; Poaceae
Product: mucin-5AC-like
Exons: 4
Coding region: 87-1973 (628 amino acids)
Biological process (GO): cortical microtubule organization
Cellular component (GO): cortical microtubule
Source: RefSeq, a predicted model, not a curated record
AUCCGGAUCCGACCGGCGCGGCCCGGCAUCCGUCAGGCCAGUGCUCCGGCGAGUCCUCUUCCGAGGGCGCGGGAUUCGCCGCUGAGAUGGAGGACCUGCUGGAUUCGGAGAUCGGCAAGAACGACUACGACUGGCUUCUAACUCCGCCUGGGACACCUCGUGUUCCUGCUCUGGAGGUUGCUCAGAAGAUACCAUCUUCAAAUGUAUUGCCUAAGCGCACCAUCACCAGAUCGUCCUCAACUACAAGAGCAUCAAGGCUUUCUGUGUCUCAAACAGAGAAUGGACAUUCCACAGUUCCCACUAGACCAGCAAGAAGUAACUCUGUAACCCGCCCUUCUAUUCAAUCAGCUCUCAUGUCAAGCAACAACAGGACAUCAGUUCUCAACACAAGCAUUUCCUCCGUCAGUUCAAGACCUAUAACCCCUAGUAGGAGAAGCAACACCAUUUCUGCACCAAAACAACCGGUGCAAGCUUCACGUCCAGUUCCAGCAAGGUCAUCUACUCCUGUUAAAGCUCGUCCAUCUACACCAGCCAAAACUCGCCCAUCUACUCCUGUGAAAACUCAUCAACCAACAUCCAACUCUACAACUGAUGCAGCUGCUGCUAGGACCACAUCUACCCAAAGUUCAAGGCCAUCAACUCCAAAUUCUCGGUCUCGAAUUAUUUCCAGUUCAUCUUCAGGUUCUAUUUCUUCAAUGAGCCGCCCAAGUGCAUCCACGGGUAUAAUUCCUGCAACGACCCGCCCAGGCGCUUCCUCAAGUAAUGGCUUGUCCACCUCAUUGUCCUCUGGUACAAUUCCUUCAAUGAGUCGCUCCAGCUCACGGUCAUCUACACCUACACGCCAGGCUGCAGCACGUUCAUCUGCCCCAGCUCUUGGCCGUUUGCCCUCUUUUGGGCGGAAUUCUAGUAGCACUAGCUUGACAACAUCUAUGAACCGACCUGCCGCUAGCAGUGGCAGGAAUUCAGCACCGUCCUCAGCUCCAUCAUCCCGUCCGAGUUCUCCAGGUCCACGACCCCGAGCUCCAGUGCGGUCACAUGAUAUCCCUUCAUCGGCUCCAUCAUCUCGUCCAAGUUCCCCAGGCCCACGACCCCGAGCUCCAGUGCGCUCGCAUGAUAUCCCUUCAUCGACUCCAUCAUCUCGUCCAAGUUCCCCAGGUCCACGACCCCGAGCUCCAGUGCGACCACUUGAUAUUCCUGAUUUCCCAAGUGAAACUCCACCAAAUCUAAGGACUAAACUACCCGAGCGACCGCUAUCUGCUGGUAGAUCACGCCCGGGAAUGGCUUCAGGAAUAAGAUCAAACUCGAACGCCGAACAAUCAUCUGCCUCAGCUCCUGUGAAAAAGAGCUCUGUGCCUGCGGCGGGCCGAAGUAAAUUUUCUGAUGCACCAUCAAAGGCGCCUUCUCGCUCAAAUGGACACCAAAAUAAACAGACAGAAAGGUCCACUGACAGUCAAGCUAGUAGAGCAGGACGGCCUGUUGCAGUUGCAGGCACAGAUAAUGGAUUUGGGAGAACAAUAUCAAAGAAUUCACUCGACAUGGCAAUCAAGCACAUGGACAUUCGGCAGAACUUGGGUGGCAUUCGGGGCGCAUCCCUCUUUCCCCACAGCAUCCGCUCGACCGCUGGCAAGGUGCGGCCAGUUCGGAUGUCUGACCCCGGGCAUCCGACCUCAAACGGUGACCGACAGUACGCCGACAACGGCAGCGCCAAUGGGCACUUCUUCUCCGGGGAUUCCUACGGAGCCCUGUCGCGCAACGGCGGCAGCUCGACCGACUCGCCGGACCGGCUGAGCUUCGGGACCAAGGAGACCCUGAGCGAGCUGGACAUUUACGGCAGCACACGCUACGAGGCGAUGCUGCUGAGGGAGGAUGCGAAGAACACGAGCUGGCUGCAUGGGUUCGACGACAAGCCAGACCAGAGCCCGCUGUUCGACCACCGGUUUGAGCCGCUCCCGGAGCCUUUCAGCCCAUACUGACGGCAUGCCGCCGCCUCUGCCUGUAAAGUCUUCUGCCCACCCACUUGUUUCGUAUGCUUUUCCACUUGUGUCCCGAGAUGUGUACUGUUGUUUCGUCUGUUUUGGUUGGUUCUGCACGCACGCACCCCUCAGAUCGUUUUCCUUGUGUUGCUGUGGAGAUGGAUGAGACGGAUGAGGGACUCUGGGUUUGCCGCCCUUGAUUUAUUAUCGCCAGAGGGUUGGUUGGGUUGCACAGAUUGUUGUACCGAAAGAUGGAAGUACAGAUAGAUACUGAUAAAGAGUAAAAUCAUUUGUAAGCUUUUGUAAUGUGAUACGAAGAUGUGAGAUCAUGCAUGUACCUGUUGGAAAUUACAAGUUGGAACAAAGCAAUGCCGCUUAGGGCUUUUCUUUUGA